AUAAAAAUACCAGUACUCUAUCAUGAACAGUGGCCACCGCACUACCCGGACUUUGCCCGCUUUGACUAUGACGGAGCCUCAUACUAGAUACGACUCAGAUAGGAUCAACGAAGAUUGUUCUUUGCUGAUGGCCUCAAACACUUAGGCAUCUAUGAGUCAGUAACCAUCAACUUUAUGGCGUGUGAACACAGAUGGCUUUUUAACCUCCAUUUCACUCCUCCGCUGGAACAACAAGCAUGCGGCAGACCCCUACUAGCAGCUAGAAUGCAUGUCUGGACUCUUGAACUCACACAGUCCCUGCUUGGUGAUCCUAAACCAUUGGUGCUUCCACCUCUUGUAGCAAUACAUCUUCCUUCUUGCGGUUUUCAUAUGACGAUUUUAAGAAGGUUCGGCCCUCCAUUGCAAUGGCCUGUCCUUCCAGUUGGCCCUGGCUUUCAUGACAAGUGUGUUGCUCGACCAUGGUACCGGUUUCUCGCUUAAGGUGAUUUUGUUCAUGGAGACGAGCUUUCAUUCUACUACAUGCCUUUUGACGAUAUUUGGGAAGUAGUUAUUAGGAAACAAAGAAAUUGGGGUGACA
Molecule: messenger RNA, 577 nt
Organism: Glycine soja
Lineage: Eukaryota; Viridiplantae; Streptophyta; Magnoliopsida; Fabales; Fabaceae
Exons: 2
Coding region: 175-480 (101 amino acids)
Source: RefSeq, a predicted model, not a curated record